GGCGGGACGGUGCAGGCGCAGAGUGCGGGGGUUUGGUAGAAGAUGAUUUAAAGAGACAGAAGUCGCCGGGGCUUUAGCGGACGGUCCCGGAGACCUUUCGCACCCUUGAGUCAUCGGGACCCGGGUCCCCAGAGCGGGGAAGAUGGUUUGCGGCGGCUUUGCCUGCUCCAAGAAUGCCCUGUGUGCGCUCAAUGUGGUCUACAUGCUGGUGGGGCUGCUGCUGAUCGGGGUGGCCGCCUGGGGCAAGGGUUUGGGGCUGGUGUCCAGCAUUCACAUCAUCGGGGGAGUCAUCGCGGUGGGCGUCUUCCUCCUCCUCAUUGCCGUGGUUGGUCUCAUCGGUGCUGUCUACCACCACCAAGUCCUGCUUUUCUUUUAUAUGAUAAUACUUGGUUUGGUUUUCAUCUUCCAAUUUGGAAUCUCUUGUUCCUGUCUGGCAAUUAACAGAAACACACAGAAAGAUGUCAUCAGCACCUAUUGGUUGGUCAUGAAUAAUAAAAGCCGGAAUGAACUAGAGACAAGUUUGGAUUGUUGUGGCCUCUUCAACUCUACAACUUUAUACUUCCAGGACUACGCCUUCUGCACAGCACUCUGUAAGACCCAUAGCCCGAAAUGCCAGGUUUGUGGAGACAAGUUCCUUAAGCAUUCAGAUGAAGCACUGAAAAUCCUGGGGGGCGUUGGACUGUUCUUCAGCUUUACAGAGAUCCUAGGUGUGUGGCUAGCAAUGAGAUUCCGGAAUCAGAAGGAUCCUCGAGCGAACCCCAGUGCCUUCUUAUAAAGAUCUUUGAUGUCCUUGACUCUUCUUUUUCCCACUCUCCCUCAUGGUGGGGACCCAUGGGCCUUUUUCCAUGUAAGGAAGUAGGAAGAGGCCCCUCUUUGUUACAACCCCUAAGCUGAUUGGACAGUUAGGCUUCUGUCCUUGACAUGAUGUUUUGGGGACAGGCAGAGUUGGGAAGAUUCUGAGCACACCCCUAUAACCCCAGGAAAGGGGAUACUAUUUAUCAAGUGCAUGUGAUUGAAUGGGGCAAGAAGGAAGCCCCCUACAAACUCCAACCCUGCUAGCCUCCUCUGAGACUGGCUUGAUCUGUCUUAUCCUGCCCAGGAUUUCUGAUCUCCAAGGUUAAUCACAGCCAAUCACCCAGAAUGGAAGCAAUUUUCUUGGGGUCGGAUGGGUGGGUAAGGGUCCUCCAAAGGUGACAACUUUCUAAUGUCACUGAGAGAAUAAGCUUUGUAUUUUUGGAUAGUAUAGUGAAUGUAAAAAAAUAAAAACCUUUUUAACCCUGUA
Molecule: messenger RNA, 1282 nt
Organism: Dromiciops gliroides (monito del monte)
Lineage: Eukaryota; Metazoa; Chordata; Mammalia; Microbiotheria; Microbiotheriidae
Gene: TSPAN31
Product: tetraspanin 31
Exons: 6
Coding region: 143-775 (210 amino acids)
Cellular component (GO): membrane
Source: RefSeq, a predicted model, not a curated record